This is a messenger RNA of Geodia barretti, 573 nucleotides long. The record is from the annotation of a GenBank genome assembly. NCBI's taxonomy places the organism in Eukaryota, Metazoa, Porifera, Demospongiae, Tetractinellida, Geodiidae.
AUGGAACUCGCCGGCGAGUUGGGCAUCCCCUUCACCACCGGCAUCCUCAUCGGCAUCGGCGAGACUCGUCGCGAGCGUGUGGAAUCCCUGCUGGCCAUCCGCCAACUCCACCAGCGCUACGGCCACAUCCAGGAAGUCAUCGUCCAGAAUUUCCGCGCCAAGGCGGAUACCCCGAUGGCCGAGACUCCCGACGCCGCUCCCGACGAACUGAUGUGGACGACCGCCGUCGCCCGCCUCAUCCUCGGCGAGCGCGUCAACAUCCAGGUGCCGCCCAACCUGAGCGAAAACUACGAGCGCUACAUCGCCGCCGGCAUCAACGACUGGGGUGGCGUCUCGCCGCUCACCAUCGACUACGUCAAUCCCGAGGCCCCGUGGCCUCAGUUGCCCGAGCUGGAACGUCGCACCCGCGAAGCCGGCUACGAACUGCGGCCCCGGCUGCCCGUGUACCCCGAAUACUUCGCCAACGGUUCCCAAUGGCCGUUGCCGCCGCCUCUCAAGGAAAAACUGCUCCGGCUCACCGACGAGUCCGGAUACGUCAAAGGGGGAAUCCAACGCUAUGUCCACCGCAACUGA